This is a messenger RNA of Phanerochaete carnosa HHB-10118-sp, 777 nucleotides long. RefSeq lists its product as uncharacterized. The transcript is spliced from 6 exons. Bases 1 to 777 code for a protein of 258 amino acids. The record is from RefSeq and is a predicted model, not a curated record. Lineage: Eukaryota; Fungi; Basidiomycota; Agaricomycetes; Polyporales; Phanerochaetaceae. Gene Ontology annotation, biological process: DNA replication initiation; mitotic DNA replication checkpoint signaling; mitotic G2 DNA damage checkpoint signaling.
AUGGUUCCCAAUGUCAAACUCCGCCCAGCCCAGCCCAGCAAGCGUCCGCCGCAAGAGCAGGGUCGCAGCCUCGACUCGGGCUUCGACUCGCAGCAGGACGCCACACAGGCGUUUGUAGACAUCUGCCCAAGACCUUUCAAGUCCGUCGUCCUCUGUGCAACCGGCAUCAACGACAAGACGACACUCUUCAAGCAGGCCAUCGAACUCGGCGCACAACCUCUCAGUGACCUCACCGACAAGGUCACACAUCUUCUCGCCCUCGAGUCUGGCAGUGCAAAACACAAAUGCGCACUGGAGAGACGGAUACCGAUCAUGCACCCAGACUGGAUAUCGGAAAGCUACAGGGUCUGGCUACGCGGCGAUGACGUGAACCUCGAAGAGAGCGUUCGCGCACACCGCCUCCCUAUCUUUUCCGGUAUCGUCCUUUGCGUUUCUGGCAUCGAAGACGUCGCACGUCGCACAGAGAUCAACCGUCUUGUCACCUCGCAAGGCGGUGCCUACGUCAAAAACAUCGAGCGUCCCGUUCGUGUCACGCACCUCCUCUGCGCAACCAGCAUCGAGCAGCCCUCAGAAAAGAUGCAGUAUGCGACCAAAUUCAACGCCCGCAAAGAGGCCGACAUACACAUAAUCUGGGAGCAGUGGUUCUGGGACUGCUUCAAGUUACACGGGAGGUGCGAUGAGGAGCACUAUGAUGUCUCCCGCCCGCCGCCGGAGCCCGUUCUCAGUCUUGAAUGUGAACGUGUGUGUUCUCCUGUAUGCACCCACCCAUAUUGCUGA